Molecule: messenger RNA, 2086 nt
Organism: Aedes aegypti (yellow fever mosquito)
Lineage: Eukaryota; Metazoa; Arthropoda; Insecta; Diptera; Culicidae
Exons: 5
Coding region: 205-1932 (575 amino acids)
Biological process (GO): negative regulation of centriole replication; protein autoubiquitination
Cellular component (GO): aggresome; peroxisome
Molecular function (GO): ubiquitin protein ligase binding; ubiquitin protein ligase activity; zinc ion binding
Source: RefSeq, a predicted model, not a curated record
GCGCCAUUUUCGUCAUGUUGGUAGUUCGUUUUCAACCACCAACCAGUUGCCGGUCAGUUUCUUGUUUGUUCAGAUGUUAUGUGAUUUUAACAUAAAAAUUUUGUUUUAAAGCGUUAAACAGUUACUUUUUGUGAAAAGUGUACCCGUGUAAAUAGUUUAAAUCCGAUUUCGUUUUCGUUGUUGGUUCACAUAAAUCGUUUUACCAUGAAUUCUCCGCCGCUGUCUCCGUUGAUUUAUCCCCCAUCUUCCGACACUUACUGUCCGAGUCCCACGCAGAUGUCGCCCAUCAAGUAUGAAUCGGUUCCGGAAGAAUCCCAAGUAAGCCCAGAAAACAGCCCAAAACGUAAUUCAAAACGCAAACUGUCCAACUUGGACAGCACCUGCGGGGCGUGCAAUCUGGAUGUGGAAAAGCCCAAAUUGUGUUGCAACUGCUUCGAAUACUUCUGUGAGAAAUGCAUCAAUUUGGAGAGAAUUUGUUCAAAAUGUGCGGAUAAAUCAGCGCUUCCAAAGAUGCCUCCGAAUUGUUCCGGGCAUGGCAAAGAAUUGGCCUUUUUCUGUUUGACCUGCGAGACGGAGAUCUGCUCGGAAUGCAUCCUUGAAGCAACCGACCACAAAAGACACCCAUUCGAUCGUAUGGAAGCGGUUUACCAAGAGAAAAUUGGCGUAACAGAUGACAAAAUUGCCAAAAUCGGUCUACAGAUCGAAGAGAUUGAGAAACACACGGAAAUGGCCAAGAAAAAUCUGAACCUGAUCAAAACCGUUGGCGAUGCCAUGCUGGCCGAACUGAAAGCCAUUCACGAUGCGGCCAAAAUGGAAGUACAGGAAAUUGUGGACGAAAAACGCGAAGAGCUGGAAAAACGAAUCAAUCUCCCGGAAGAUCGGAGGGCGCUGGUGAAGCAGAUCCAGGAUGAGAUCAAAGCGUUGGGACAUUUUGGCUUCAUCAAACAGCAGGACCGGUUCAAUGAACAGUGCGACAAGGUUUUGGAGCAAUGUCGGCAGCUUCCGGCGGAUUUGAUUGAUCAUUACGACAUUGGAUGUGAACUGAUCCCGGCUACAAAAAUGACGACCUACAAAGUUGAUUGGGUCGAUGGAAAACAGGAAAUGCUGAACGUAAUCAUCGAUGACAGUACCGGAGAAUCUUGGAAAUUGUCCUUGAGCAAAGGAGAUAUACUUUGUCUCAAAGUUGCUCCAAACGUAAGCAUACCGCUUAUUACAAGCCAUAAAUUCAAAGUGACUACCGAAAUAUCAAAUAACGAUAUUUCCAAAUCGCUCCGAAAACGGUUCGUUAUUCAACGAAAGAUGACACAAUUCGAACUGGCGGAUAUUGAGCUAGUAUCUUCGGGAGGCUUCUUGGAGGAUAAUGCAAUGGAGUUCCGUGUCGCUAUUGAACCGUUGAAUGUUAUUGAAGCCCAUGAUCAUUACAAACAAGAAGUUACAAUGAUGAAAAACUCCAUGGAUCAAAUGAAAACCUUAAUGAACGCGUCGAGAGAAUCCCUUGACGCAUUGAAAGCGAAUACAGAUAGUCUGAAGAACUUCUCAGUCGGAUAUUUCGCUCUGGAAUACGGCAACAUUCAGAAACAACCUAAGAGUGGAUUCGUCUCUCCUAAUGUUAUCGAUUUCAAUGGUAAUGAAUGGAAGAUGGAAAUAAAAUUUGAACGCGAUGAGUUCAAUAAGAUCCUGCUCAGUGCUUACAUAUUCCCGGCUCGUAUCAUCAACACCAGUGAACAUGCUCGUCGUUGCACAUAUUUCAUCGAGCUUAUGCAUUCCAAUCCCGACGAGAUCGUUCGUGGUUAUGCGGAGAACUUGUUCGAAGUUAACGGAUUGGGUCGUGGCUGGAAAGGAUUCAUCGAACGUAUGCGUGUUCUGAACGAUGUUGGGUUCGUGAGGCAUGGAAAGGUUUGGUUCCGCUACGGCGUUCGUCCAUCUGCUUAAUUUGCACGACAUCGAUGAUGUCGCUUUUAAUUGUUUUACGUAAUUGAUUAAUGACCCAUGUGCGGCCAUUUACGAUACAUUUGACUUUUUUGUUGUUGCAUCUUUGAAUGCAGUCAGUUGAAUUAGAAGAAAAUAAAAUGAUAACAUUUUUAAA